Messenger RNA from Hordeum vulgare subsp. vulgare (domesticated barley), 3411 nucleotides. RefSeq names its product villin-4-like. The coding region runs from base 235 to 3054 and encodes 939 amino acids. NCBI's taxonomy places the organism in Eukaryota, Viridiplantae, Streptophyta, Magnoliopsida, Poales, Poaceae. The record is from RefSeq and is a predicted model, not a curated record. Gene Ontology annotation, molecular function: actin filament binding. Gene Ontology annotation, biological process: actin filament severing; cytoskeleton organization. The transcript is spliced from 23 exons.
GACUGGAAAAAAAGCUGAGCUCCCACAGUUUACCUCGUCCCCCUCCGCACCCGAUCUCGGCGGAUGGCCAUUUACUUCUCCUUCUCCCCACGGAUGCUGCUCCCCUCUCCCCCCGCCCCGCCCCGCCCCGCCCGCAAAAUUCCCCAAUCCCGUCGACAAGCCCCAGCACGGGCGGCUUCAGCGUAGCGCCAGCGCCACUUUGAUCCGAGGGUUCUUCGGCAACGUCCGUCCAUCAUGUCCGUUUCUAUGAAGGAUUUGGAUCCGGCUUUCCGCGGGGCUGGACAGAAGGACGGUUUGGAGGUAUGGCGUAUUGAAAAUUUCAAGCCAGUUCCUGCACCGGCAUCUUCAUAUGGAAAAUUUUACAUGGGUGAUUCAUAUAUCAUACUAAAGACAUCAGCCUUGAAGAAGGGUUCCUUCCGCCAUGACAUCCAUUAUUGGCUUGGUAAAGAUACUAGUCAGGAUGAAGCUGGAACUGCUGCGAUUUUAACUGUGGAGCUUGAUGCUGCCCUUGGAGGGCGUGCUGUUCAGUACCGGGAAUUGCAAGGCAAUGAAACUGAAAAGUUACUCUCAUAUUUUAGACCAUGCAUCAUGCCACAACCAGGAGGGGUAGCUUCUGGGUUCAAUCACGUAGAAGUCAAUGAGCAGGACCACGUUACCCGGUUAUAUGUGUGCAGAGGAAAGCAUGCUGUUCAUGUUAAGGAGGUUCCUUUUGCUCGUUCUUCCCUCAACCACGACGACAUAUUUAUUUUGGAUACCAAGUCCAAAAUUUUCCAAUUCAAUGGCUCCAACUCAUGUAUUCAAGAGAGAGCAAAAGCUCUUGAAGUUGUGCAGUAUAUCAAAGAUACUUUCCAUGAGGGGAAGUGUGAAGUCGCAGCUGUUGAGGAUGGAAAGUUGAUGGCUGACGCCGAGGCUGGUGAAUUUUGGGCUUUGUUUGGUGGCUUUGCUCCUCUUCCGAGGAAGAUACCUUCAGAGCAGACUGGGGAAGACAUGGAAGCUGUGGCGAAAUUGCUAUGUUUUAAUCAAGGACAGCCGGAGCCUAUUAGUUUUGAAUCCUUGACGCAUGAUUUGCUUGAGACAAACAAAUGCUACUUGUUAGAUUGUGGUGGUGAAAUGUAUGUUUGGAUGGGCAGAAGUACUUCUUUGAAACAGAGGAAAGGUGCAAGUGAAGCUGCCGAGAAAUUGCUCACUGAUGAUAGCCGAACAAAAUCACAUGUUAUGAAAAUGAUAGAGGGAUACGAAACAGUAGUAUUCAAGUCAAAAUUUAAUGAGUGGCCACCAACUCCUGAUUUGAAAUUGUCAUCUGAGGAUGGAAGAGGCAAAGUUGCAGCUCUCCUCAAAAAUCAAGGAUUAGAUGUCAAGGGCUUGAUGAAAAGUGCAGAUGUAAAGGAAGAACCCGAGCCUUAUAUUGACUGCACUGGUAAUUUACAGGUCUGGCGUGUAAAUGGAAAUGCGAAGACUCUUCUGGCAUCAGCUGAACAAUCAAAAUUUUACACUGGAGAUUGCUACAUUUUUCAAUACACAUAUACUGGAGAGGACAAAGAGGAAUGUCUUAUUGGAACAUGGUUUGGAAACAAGAGUGUUGAGGAGGAAAGGGCGUCAGCAAUUUCACUGGCUAGCAAGAUGGUUCAGGCUGCAAAAUUCCAGGCUACCAUGGCUCGCCUCUAUGAAGGAAAAGAACCAAUUCAGUUCUUUGUCAUAUUUCAGAGUCUCCAAGUGUUUAAGGGUGGUCUUAGCUCUGGAUACAAGAAGUUUAUUGCUGAAAAUGGUCUGGAUGAUGAUAGUUACUCUGAAGCUGGACUCGCGCUAUUCCGGAUUCAAGGCUCAGGAUCAGAAAACAUGCAAGCAAUUCAAGUUGAUGCAGUGGCUUCAUCAUUAAAUUCGUCAUAUUGUUACAUUCUACAUGAUGGAAACAGUGUGUUCACAUGGAUUGGGAACCUUACGACCUCACUGGAUCAUGAGUUGGUUGAGAGGCAGCUAGAUGCAGUUAAGUCAGAUCUGCCAUCCAGGUCACUAAAGGAGGGCAGAGAAACUGAUAAAUUUUGGGAAUUACUGGGUGGUAAAUUGAAGUAUUCGAACAAAAAAAUAGAAAGAGAGCAGGAAAGUGACCCUCAUCUUUUCUCAUGUAUCUUAUCCAAAGAUGGCAACUUGAAGGUCAAAGAAAUACACCACUUUACUCAGGAUGAUCUGAUGGCAGAGGAUGCUUAUGUUCUAGAUUGUCACUCAUACAUAUUUGUUUGGGUCGGGCAGGAGGUUGAUGCUAAAGUGAAAACACAAGCCAUGGAUAUUGGAGAGAAAUUUCUUGUGCGCGAUUUCCUGAUGGAAAAUCUCUCCCGAGAAACAACGAUUUUCACUGUUUCGGAAGGAAGUGAGCCUCAAUUUUUUACGAGGUUCUUCACCUGGGACUCUGCAAAAUCUUUGAUGCAUGGCAGUUCAUACCAGAGGAGGCUUGCCAUUUUAAAGGGUGGAGCAGCUAAAUUGCUUGAUAAACCAAAACGUCGAACACCAGCAGUUUCAGGAAGAAGUGCAGCGCAAGAUAAAGCUCAGCGCUCAAGAAGCAUGUCCACCAGCCCGGAGUGCCACCGUAUUCGAGGCAGAUCUCCGGCCUUUGCAGCAUUAACUUCUGCCUUUGAGAAACCUAGUAUCAGGAAUCUUUCCACCCCUCCACCUGCUGUUAAAAAGCUUUUCCCUAAAUCAACCGGACCUGAUACGUCGAAAGAGGCAGCUAUCAGUGAGCUCACCAGUUGUUUGGAGGGUCCCUUGAAAAGAACAAUACCGAAGUCAGUAAAAGCGGGCCAUGAGGCAGGGAAGGCAAUACAGGAGGAAGAUGGCGCAGGCGACGAUGAGGCAGAGAGUGACGAGGGGCGUACAGUCUUCCCGUAUGAACGCCUGGUAACCACAUCCGAGGAUCCUGCGCCCGACAUCGACAUCACCAAACGAGAGAUCUACUUGUCGGCAGCCGAGUUCAGCGAGAAGUUGGGCAUGAAAAGGACAGCGUUCUACAGGCUCCCCAACUGGAAGCAGAACAAGCUGAAAUCUGCGGUGCAGCUCUUUUAGCCCUGUCGAAUGGCGCCAAUUUUGCGGGGUUCUUCUCUUCACCUAGCUCGUGUCAAUUGUUUUCCUAGCCUCUGCUUCUUCUUCUUCCAGUAAAUAUAGGUCUUCGAGGGGUAUUUUUCUCUACUGAAUCAGACGGAGCUCAGGCAGGUUCUUUCUGUUGUGGGGCUCAGCGUUUUUGUAUUCUUUUAAUUUUUUAUAAGGUUGGUCGUUUGUGUGCCUGCCGGGCAGCAGAGAUAUACAUGAUUGAAAUGAGUUGUAGCCUGGUGCCUAAACAUAUAUGUACAGCAGACUGUCGAACCCGAUCAGUCGCCAAAUUCGUUUUGUUUAUUGCAUCAAUAAAGCUUUAUUGCGUCGGUA